AUGUCCGCUCCGCGGCCCUCCACCAACACCAUCAACGGAGGCACACCCGCCGGCGAUGAAGUCGCCGAAGCGGUAUACAGCUUUAAGCUGCUCGAGGCGCUGAGAAAGGGCGACCAGCAGGCACUCAUCCCGCUCCUCCAGCCCACUCACGCCAGCCAGAACCAUCUUGCAAAGGAGAGCACAUCCCCGCUCCACCUCGCCGUCCGCUGCGCCGACUUCAACAUCAUCUCCUUCCUCCUCAACUACAAGACCAUCGACAUCAACGCCACAGAGUCACAGCACGGCAACACCGCUCUCCACAUCGCCGCCGCUUCCGGCCGCGACGACGUCGUACAGCUCCUCCUCGAACAGCACGACAUCGACGACUCGAAGCGCAACAACGACAACAGAGACGCUCUCGAGGUCUCCAAAACUCCCGAAGUCGCUCAGCUCAUCCAGGUCAGCCGUGCACAGCUCAACGUCAAAUACGUCGAUCUCCUCUCCGCCUACGAACAGGACACCCAGGCAGCAGAGCAAGCAAUCCACGCCCUCCUCGACCUCCCGCGCUACUCGGUCAUCGACCUCAACGCACACGGCGCCAACGGUUCCACCCUCCUCCACGAGGCCGUCCGCCGCAAAGAUACCCGCAUGAUCGAAACCGCCGUACGCAAGGGCGCAGACGUCUAUGCACGCGACCGUCGUGGCAAGCGCGUCGGCGACGUCACAAAGGACGAAAAGGUCAAGGCGCUCCUCCGCCAGCUCCACAACGCAGACGCCGCUCGCGCCAGCCAGGCCGCACACUCCGGUCAGCCCCCUUCCUUCAAGGGCUACCUCGGCAAGUGGACCAACAUCGCACACGGCUACAAGACGCGCUGGUUCGUCCUCGAGGACGGCAUCCUCUCCUACUACCACAGCCAGGACGACGAGGGCAAGCAGUCGCGCGGCGCCAUCAACAUGCGCUACGCAAAGAUCCGCGCAGACAACAACGACAAGCACCGCCUCGAAAUCAUCAGCGAAACCGGAAAGGGCGUCUCCAAGCUCUACCUCCGCGGCACACACCCCGUCGAACGCGCACGAUGGGUGCAGGUCCUCCAGCAGACCAAAGAGUACUUCAGCCUCGAGCGACAGACCAGCCGCGCAGACAGCUUUUACCGCCAGCGCGCUCCCUCCACCUCCUCGCUUCACAACGGUGCUUCCGCGACCGCUCCGCUCGCCAACCCUGCAGGCAUCGUCCGUCCCUCCUCCACUGCACCGCUCGCCAACCCCGCCGGCAUCGUGCGUCCCCCCUCCGCCGCUCCGAGCGAAAAGGGCAGUCGCGCUCUGCUCUCCAUCAAGUCGCCCACCACUCAGCCUCCCUCGGGCGCCCCCAGCGAGCGCUCCCUCCAGCUCGCCAACCGCAGCCCCAGCAUCCUCAGCCGUCUCUCCAGCGACGGCCGCCUGGACGACGAGAACGAGAACGGCGCCACCGGCGGCGCCAUGCCCUUCGAGUCCGAGUUCCCCCUCACCGCAGAGGCGCUCAAGGCACAGGCCGAGGCCAGCCAGCGCCUCGUCGAGACUCUUCUGGGCGCCGGCGCUGUGGCUGCUCCCGCCGUCUCAUCCGCGCGCAACUCGUCCGACGAGGCCAGCGCCGCCGCCGCCAAGUCGAGCCGCUCCAAUCGCUCCUCGAGCGCAUCCGUUUCCGGCAACAACGCCGAUGCCGUGCGUUCGGCGCUCGACGCAGCCGUACGCAGCAACUUCCAGCUCGUCGAGCGCUACCAGGCCAUGGUCGCCGCUCGCGAGACGUACAUGACCAAGCGCUACGAGCGCGAGCUCCAGAUCAAGCACCUGUGGGAAGAAAACAUGGCCGUCCUUGCACAGCAGCAUGCAGAGAUGGAGGCACAGCUCAAGGAGGCCGCCUCAGAAAACGCGCGCAGGCGCAAGGCGUUGCGCGAGGUGCGCGAGACCAUGGGCUCCUCGCCCGGCUCCAUGAUCUCGCCCUCGCUCGGCCCCUCGGCCUCGACGGGGUCCGUGCUGCACAACCCGGAGCCCCGCCGCCAGUCGACCAUGCUCAGCAACACGUUCGAAUACAUGCGCCCGGACAAAAAGUACCGCUACUACUCGGAGCAGGUGUCGCACCACCCGCCCAUCUCGGCGUGCUUUGCGCAGUCGCCCACCUGGGAGUACAUGGGCUGCGUCGAUGCCAAGUCCAAGUUCCUCGGACGCACGUUUGAGAUCCGCCCGACGGGCGUGGCGCACGUGAACCUCAAGGUGCCCAAGAAGUGGGUGCGCUCGGACAAGGAGCUCAAGCCGGCGCAGAUGCUGCAGGACCACGUGCUGGAGCACUACACCUGGAACAAGGUCACCACCUCGGUGUCGGGCUUUAUCGUGGGCAGUCCGACGAUCGACCACUUUGGCGACAUGGAGGUCACCAACCACGCCACGGGCGACCGGUGCGUGCUGACGUUCAAGCCGCGCGGCUGGCGCGGCAAGGAUGCGUUUGAGAUCCGCGGCAGCGUGUACGAUGCGCAGGGCAAGCUGUGCUGGGACAUUGCAGGCCGCUGGAACUCGCAGCUGGUAGCGCGCAAGGUGGGUGCCGGCUCGGGCGAUCUGAAUCCGGACCAGAGCGUCGAGGCGCCCGACGGCCAGAUUGCGGUGGCGCAGCCGCUGGCCGAGUAUCUGCUGCUGUGGCGCAACUCGGACAAGCCGCCGACGCCGUUCAACCUGACGCCGUUUGCCAUCACGCUCAACUCGUGCCCGGACGACCUCAGGCCGUGGCUGGCGCCCACCGACUGCAGGCUGCGCCCCGAUCUGAGUGCGUUCGAGAGCGGCAAGUUUGACCAGGCCAACGACCUCAAGCAGAAGCUCGAGAACCACCAGCGCGAGACCAGGCGCAAGCGGGAGCAGGGCGAGCUGCCGCCACACGAGCCGAGGUGGUUCAAGCGCACCACGGACCAGGAUACCAAGGAGACGCUGUGGCAGCCAGUACCUGCGCCGCCCAACUCGGGUCCUGGCGGCAAGGAGACCACCUCUUACUGGGCCGAGAGGCACCACGUCGGUUCCAAGAAGAAGGAGGGCCAGCAGGCGGACUGGAACAACGUCUACCACAUCUUUGGUGACUUUGAGAUCGUAUUGGUCAUGACGAGUGUCAACACGGCGCCGGUACCGCUGCCUAGCGUAGGCAAGCAGCUUAUCGUGUUUGAUUUCGACUGGUCGUUGGUCGAUCAGGAUACGGAUCGAUGGGUGCACGAGGUGCUUUGUCCCGAGCUGCGUGCCGAGUUGCAGCGACGCAAGAAGGGCGAGCAGUUUACGGAUCUGUGUGCGGACCUGCUGCUCAAGCUGCAUGCGCGCGGCGUGACGCCCGACGAGCUGCGCGAUGCACUGCGUCUGUUGCCCUUCCACCCGGGUGUCAAGCGCGCCAUCUCGACCCUCAAGCAGACCGCCCAGCCCAAUACGACGCUCUUCCUGCUGAGCAACAGCAACACGGUCUACAUCAACACCAUCCUCGCCCACCACAACCUCGAGGGCCUCUUUGACGAGAUCGUCACCAACCCUGCCCACUUCACGCCCGAGGGUGCGCUCAAGCUCGAGCGACGCAUUGCACCGUCGGCGGUGCAGCACACUUGCAGCGUCGGGUGUUCGGCCAACAUGUGCAAGGGCGACGAGUUGGAAGCGUUCCUCGAGCGCCAUGGUGGACGCGACGCCUUUGACCGCAUCAUCUACGUCGGUGAUGGCGGCAACGACUACUGCCCCGUCAAGAGGCUGCGCACGAGCGACCUGGCGUUUGUGCGCAAGUUCCGCGGCCUCCAGACGCGUAUCGCGCGCGAGGCCGGCGUCAAGGCAGGCAUCAAGUACUGGAACGGCGCAUGGGAACUCGAGGGCUAUCUCAACGAAGCGCGUGGCGUCCCUGCGCUCGACUACUAG
Messenger RNA from Moesziomyces aphidis, 3879 nucleotides. NCBI's taxonomy places the organism in Eukaryota, Fungi, Basidiomycota, Ustilaginomycetes, Ustilaginales, Ustilaginaceae. The record is from the annotation of a GenBank genome assembly.